AUGUGUUUUGUUUAUUCAUGUUCUUCCGGAAAAAUAUCAUAUAAACAUUUAUUUUUCGACAAACAAAACAUCUAUGUUUUUGGCGUUGAUGUCCCGAACAUAUCAGUAAAACAUUUUAAUUAUUUAUUUUUUCCGGAAAAACAUCAAUUAAACAUUUAUGUAUUGAUCUACCAUUUACUAAUUUAACACAUUAUUUUUGUUCCCCCUACCUUUCCUACUAUCUCCCCCAAAAUUUGUCUUUUUUUUCUCGAAUUGUUUUAUCAAUUCAUUUUUCAAUAUUUGUAUAAUUUAUUCUUGUUAUUUUACUCCCGUUGUACAUAAUCCUCUUUUUUUUAAUAAUGCUCGCAACGCGUUGCCGAUCGCUGCUUGGAAAACACCGAUAUAUCGCGACAUUGAAAAAAGAAAAGAAUUUUGAAGAAGUAAAUAUAUAGAUUAGGUGUGAAUCGCAAAGUUUUUUGAUGAGAGAAAUAAUAGAUUGUGGUAGUAAAAUAAUGAUAAUCCGGCAAUAACGAUGGGAUGUUGUUGUUUUUGCUAGUGUUAUUUUGAGUUUUGGCUAAAUGGGCCGUGUGAGAGAAAAUGAAUAAAUAAUCAUAGAAAAGACAAGAAAAAUAUUUAAAGGGCAAAACAAAUUUAUAUCGAAAUUUUAAGGAACGAUUGGAAAUUUUUGAGAAAGUUGGUAACGAGUAGGGGUUAUAAAUAUUUAUUACAAGGUGUCUAUGCUUUUUCCG
Molecule: messenger RNA, 728 nt
Organism: Meloidogyne enterolobii
Lineage: Eukaryota; Metazoa; Nematoda; Chromadorea; Rhabditida; Meloidogynidae
Source: the annotation of a GenBank genome assembly